Molecule: messenger RNA, 603 nt
Organism: Drosophila takahashii
Lineage: Eukaryota; Metazoa; Arthropoda; Insecta; Diptera; Drosophilidae
Source: RefSeq, a predicted model, not a curated record
AUGGCAUUUUUAGCCAGCUUGAUUAUACCCCCUCCUUUGGGCAGCGAUAUUCCUUGUGAUAAUUCAUUAAAGGGGCCAAGAUAUUACCGAAAGGUUCUUGCACAGGUGACUAUAAGCAUGGUUGUGCCAUUAACUAUUGCAGCCGUUGUUGUUCUAUUUCAUGAAAGUACCUCAAAUACCCUAUCAAAAAAUUGGAAGCUAGCUUUUGCAGUCUUUAUUUAUUUCUCAAUUAUUAAUGUACUUUUUUUUUGGAAGUCUGCUAGCCUUACUUUUUUAUUGGUUAUGUACGCACUGGCCCAAGUGCUGACCCUCCCAUAUUGUGCAUUGCUUAUCCCUAACAUUCAGCGGAUGAUCGAUGGCCAGUUCGAGAAGAAGGAGUAUAUUAUGGCGGCCAUGGGUCUUAUUCCAGACAUUAUAUGCCUAAGUCUCUUUUUAGUCUCCAUGUGUCUGGGGGGUAGUGACAGAAUUGGAGGCAGCAGUAAUGGAACUAGUAGCAUUGGAAGUAGCAGUGGAAGUAGCAGUGGAAGUAGCAGUGGAAGUAGCAGUGGAGGUAGCAGUGGAGGUAGCAGUGGCGGUGGAAGCGGUGGUGGUGGCAGCAGCUAA